Tribolium castaneum (red flour beetle) is the source of this 2767-nucleotide messenger RNA. RefSeq names its product venom allergen 5. The record is from RefSeq and is a predicted model, not a curated record. The coding region runs from base 1814 to 2740 and encodes 308 amino acids. The transcript has 2 exons. NCBI's taxonomy places the organism in Eukaryota, Metazoa, Arthropoda, Insecta, Coleoptera, Tenebrionidae.
AAAAAUAUAACUAUAUGUUAUUAUAUCUGAACGAAUGUUUAAAAAAACCGCUGAUACUAGGUAUACUACUAGUAUACUAGGUUCAUAUAAUUUAUAUAAAUGACUUAUUAAACAUUUUAACAGCCUCAGACAACAAUAGUGCAGUUAACUUUGCUGAUGACACAAACAUAUUAAUUUGGGGUGAAAAUAUGACAGAUACAAUGAAAGAAGAAAGAUAUGCAUGAAUAAGGUAAUAAACUGGACUGAAGAAAAUAAAUUAGUGUUAAAUUUUGAAAAAACCUACGGCAUUCAUUUUGCAAUAUGUAAUCACAAGAAUACAGAAAAACAGAAUAAAGUUGUUAUAUCAUCUAAAGAAAUUGAAUUAAUAGAGAAAACUAAUUUUCUGGGAAUAUGCAUUGACCAUAAGUUAAGCUGGUCUAAUCAUAUAGAUAAUUUAUUAAAAAAAUUAAAUUCACUACAUUUUACAAUACGUGUUUUAAAAAAAUACAUUAACAUUGAACAACUAAGAAUAGUAUACUUCGCAAACUUUCAAUCAUUACUAAGCUACGGUAUAAUAUUUUGGUGGCAAAGUGGAAAGAUGUCAAAAGUAUUUGUUGCUCAAAAACACGUCAUGAGAACUAUGUUUAACUUAAAAUAUAAUUAAACUUGUAGGAACACCUUUAAAAGCAAUAACUUCUUGACAGUAACUGGUUUAUAGAUACAUACAGUUGCUAAAAAGUAUGGAUACAGUUAAAUAUUUUCAGAACGGUUCAACAGAAAACCAUGAAAUUUGGGGAACAGUUAAAAGUGUUUAAAUUCUAUCAUCUGAGAGCUUUUUCAAAUUUUUAUCGUCAUUUAUUUUGAAAAUUCAAGGCUAACUUGAUUUUUUUAAAUGGGACGAAGGGUCAAGUUUAAUCAUUUUUAAAAGAGCAUUUUUUUCUGAAUUCAGUGAUGUAACAUGAUAACCACCUUUACUUUUAUUAAAAUGUAAAAAAAUAAAAAUUCAAAAAUUUUCUGGAAUAGUAAAACUAAGUUAGCUUUGAAAAUACUGUUAUUAGCGAUGUCCGUCACUUGUAUAUUAGCCAAAAAUGAAACUUAAAAUUCUCAUAUUGGUUUAUCAUGGAGACAGAAAGCCAAGAACUUAAUAGAAAUCAGUUUGAACAUCAUUUGUAGCAUAAAAAUCAAGUAUUCCGUGUUUAUUAAUUAACACGUGUUUUUUUUUCAGUUAAAAGUGUUAUUUUAUCAAUUAUUUUUAACUUUUACUUAUUUUUUGGUUAAUGAACUAACGAUAGAUAAAGACAACAUUUCCAAGGCUAAUAAAAUUUUACAUUUUUCAAAAUUUUCGAUUUUUUUUUAAGUUUCGGUUAAAUUAAGGUAUGCAUAUGUUAUACCAUAGAACUCAGAAAAAAAUGCUUUCCUCAAAAAUAUUACAUUUGACCCUUGUUGCUAUUUAAAAAAAAUCAAGUUAGCCUUGUAUCCGAAGAACAAAUGGAGAUCGAAAUUUAAUAAACAUCUGAAACGAUACAAUUUUUAUACUCUUAAGCAUACAUCAAAUUUCAAUAAGUUUUGAUGAAUAGUUUUUAUAAUAUUUAACUGUAUCCAAAAAGCAAAAAAUACAAAAAUAAAAAAAGUUUUUUCAGAAAAAAAAUUUUGGUUAAAAGAUGCACUAAAAAGUAAAAUAUAAUGUUUUUCUAUCAGAAGAGAAUCUUUUGCAAUUGGUCUUGUCGGGUCAAAAUUUCUGGCAGUAAUUCACUUUAGUUGUAUCGAAUUUGUAACAGUUUGACGAUAGUGCUAACAAGGUGUAGAAAACUGUCCGAAGCUUUGUCAUUUUGACAUGUUCAGGUCAGUUUUGUUCGUCUUGUGUUUCUUCUACACGAGUGGGGAAAAAUUCAGCCCGAAGAAAGCGCGAUUUUGUAAAAUUUACUGCGGAGAGGUCAAACACAGCGCCUGCGAGUGUUCGUCACGAGACGGGCGGAAGGAAGUCGGAUUGCUGGAAGUUGUGCAGUUUCGGAAGUUGGUCGUUGGGGUACAUAAUAAAUAUCGGAAUCUUGUGGCAUCUGGGAAGGAGACGAGAGGCGGUGUUGGCGCAGCUGCUGAUAUGAUGGCACUUAGUUAUAGUCUUGAGUUGGAGUUUAUGGUCAGGUGUUGGGGGCGAAGUCGCUUUCAUGGAUAUUACGACAGUUGUAGGACGAUGUUGAAUGGGAGAGAGGCGGGGCAAAAUAUCGCAGGGGAUGCAUGGCAGGAUUUUACGCUUGAAUUGGUGGAGGAACAGAUUCGGAAAUGGUCGGUUUGGAGGUGUACAGAGUACGAACAAGUCAAAGACAUGAAACCCGACAUCAUCGACUCUUACAGACCCCUUAAAGCUGAAGGAAUCCAAAUUAACCAUUUCACAGCAAUGGUCUGGGGCCAAGCUGACGUAAUCGGUUGUGCCCGAAUUUAUACCGAAGAUACGGUCAAAGCUAGUUUUAUCAAUCCUACUUUUCACCAGUCUUUGAUUUGUGAUUAUGGAAUUACGAUCCUUAGAAACGACACGAAAAUAAAAGGGGUCAAUAUUAAGGGGCGGCCGGUUUAUACCAAAGGCAAACCGUGUUCAAUGUGCCCUGCAGAGUAUAAAUGUAACUUGAACUGGACCUCACUGUGUGGAGAAAGCAAGGUCCCGGAGGACCCUGCGUACGUUUUUGACAGUCCAAGCUCGGCAAAAUGUGCAGAAAAUGCCAGAAUUCUGGUCUUAAUUGUUGUAGUUUUGCAUUCAUUAUUUUAAAUUUUUAAAUAAAUUAUUUGACGCGUC